CUCGGGCCGAUUUGUGCGCAAUCAGUUGAAAUGGCAUACAGAGGACGAGGACGGGGACGGGGUUAUGGAGUUUGGGGCAGCCCUUCAUUUUCCAAACCUGAGGCAUUUGUGCUUUUUCCUGAGGAUGUUGUCUUGCCUGAUGGUAAAGUGGAUGAUAUCGAUGCCAGCACGAAAAGGUUGCUUAACUGGAAUAACAAGUUGAAGAAUUACUGGAAAGCCUCUCCUUACUUUCUGGAGGACACUAACUCAAAGAAGAGGAAAAGGUUAGACGUGGAAAGAUUUUCUGACAGGCAAAAGGCUGUGUUUACUCGUGAUUCUCUAUCACAAGUUUUAGAGUUCAAAGAUUUUCCCAAAGAGUUGAUUCAAGGUACGACACGACGUAUACCAAAGCGGAAAAGUUUCCGGUGGAACCCAGAGUCAGAUUUGAAGACGCUAGAUUUAUUUGAACAACUUGAGAAAAAGGCUCAGGGCCAGGAAGGUAAAGGUGAGAAAGAAAAGAAAGAAGGGGAAGAUGAAGAUGAAGAUGAAAAUGCAGAAAAUGAGGAGGUUGAGGAAGAACUUAGCGAUGACGACUAUAAUCAGAAUGAAUAUUUUGACGAUGAUGAAGAUGAUUACAAUGAUGUAGAUGAGGGGGAAGAUGAAGGCAUCUACUAAGAGUCUCUGGAGAAUGAUUUUCUGCCCUUUGUCUGCCAGAUUUUAUGUACAGAGCAUGCGGGCAUGUGGGUUGGGAGAUUAUUUGAUUGAGCAGGGGCUAUAGGGAAAGUAUUAAUAGAGAAUAUCUGAUUUUUCUCGGAAUUUCUUCAUUUGGAGAAGGCCACAGUGGAGAUCAUCAGAUGCGUUUUGGUAUUACAAUAAUUGCUGCAUGAAAACACGAAUCGCCCACUUUUCAAAAUACGCGCACCAUUACUCUGGAUCUUGUUUCACGGUCAUAUUGUUCUCCCCCCCCCCCCCCCCAAAAAUUUUUUUUCUGAACUACUGUUGUUUAUCUGAAAAACGUGAGCUUACUCAGCAACACAUUUUAUACAAAAUGUUAACAAGAUAAGUGCGUAAACAUA
Messenger RNA from Neltuma alba, 1055 nucleotides. Its product is annotated as DNA-directed RNA polymerase III subunit RPC7. Gene Ontology annotation, cellular component: RNA polymerase III complex. Gene Ontology annotation, biological process: transcription by RNA polymerase III. NCBI's taxonomy places the organism in Eukaryota, Viridiplantae, Streptophyta, Magnoliopsida, Fabales, Fabaceae. The record is from RefSeq and is a predicted model, not a curated record. The coding region runs from base 31 to 654 and encodes 207 amino acids. The transcript is spliced from 9 exons.